AUGCAUCAUGAAUCUGAAGGAACUGGAUUACAUCACCUAGAAUUUUUGGAUUUGUCUUACAACCUAAAUAUCCCUGAAUCUUUACUAGGCAUGUACAGUCUUAAAACUUUAAACAUAUCUCACAUAAAAUACUCCUCCGACUUAAAAGUGAAUUUUAAUUUUCUUAUGUCACAUCUACUGUGUCUGGAAGAACUUCAGAUGUCAAACUUAAAUUUUGACCAAAUUCACAGUAAUUACAAAUUUCCAAAGAGCCUGAAAAAAAUUGAUUUGAGCUACAAUCAGAUUAGAUCAUUUCAUUCGUCAGUUUUAAGUCAUCUCAAUUUGACUUACUUAAAUUUGUCAUAUAAUCAUCUGACGGGCAUCACACGUGAAAUGGCAAAUGAGUUGCAAAGGUUAAAGUCACGCAACCCUGCGUUUUUGGUAGAUUUGCAGGGUAACGUGUUUUCAUUUGUAUGCGCCAAUCUUCCAAUCCUGAAUCUGUUAGCUAAAAGUCGGGAAAUUUUCUAUAAGAGAGAAAACAUUUUCUUUGCGACAGAAACAAGUGUAAAGUUUAACUACUCUCAGAUGAUCGAGCAAUUUCCAGGGUUCUCAAAAUCGUGUCAAAUAAAAGAAAAUUUCAGCUACGUGCUGUCAGUGUUUUUCAUCCAUCUCCUGUGUUUGCUUGUUCUGGCCGUGUUUUUCCAUUACCGCUGGAGGCUGAGGUACCUCUACUUUAUUGGUCAACGGCGGCUGCACAUCGGUGGACGUUUAGUCAACUACAACCCACAGGUUGAUGUCUUCAUAACUUACGACGAGGGAGAACCGAGAUUACGGCGUAUCCUUAAAAAUACCCUUCUGCCAUUCCUGAGAGAAAAGAACAUCUCUUACAUUUUAGGAGAAGUGGACUUUCCAGGUGGGGACAUGGUGUCACACAUCAGUGGAGCUAUAACUGGCACAAGAAAAACGCUGGUCUUGUUGUCUGAAGAUCUUUUCUUGGAUCACUACCGAGAGUAUAAGAUGAACCUGGCCAUCAUGCGAGAGUUCAAUGUACGAGGUCAGGUUAUCGUUCCUGUCUUUGUUGAGAGGGUCGACUUGAACACAUACCCACCUGAAGUAGAAACUUAUUUAAGGAAUCAGCUGUACAGGUGUCUGGUGUACAGAAAUAACCAAACUUUCUGGACACUUCUGUUACAUGCCAUUAGAAAUGACAAGUAG
Messenger RNA from Physella acuta, 1194 nucleotides. Its product is annotated as toll-like receptor 4. Gene Ontology annotation, cellular component: plasma membrane. The record is from RefSeq and is a predicted model, not a curated record. Gene Ontology annotation, molecular function: protein binding; signaling receptor activity. Gene Ontology annotation, biological process: signal transduction. NCBI's taxonomy places the organism in Eukaryota, Metazoa, Mollusca, Gastropoda, Physidae.